AUGGGCACCAAGAAGCGUGAUUCCUUCGAGCUUCGCGACGACGCUGCUUCAGAGAUCUCCGAAAACCGAUCGGGCGGCAUCGAGGCUGAAGUCUUCUCUCAGCCUGUCGGCUUCAUACCCAAAUUCCCUGCGCCACCACGAUAUAUCAAGGUCAAGGCCCAAUAUAGGAAACAGAAGGACUUUGAUAGGUUGUUUUUAGCUCAGGUUCUUUUGGAUACUCCCAAACAGAAAGGACGGAAGGCGUCAAUAGACUCCAGAAUUCACAGCAUCGAUGAACAGCACGCCAACAGCUUUACAACGCAAGCGAACGCGGCAAGUAAUGCAAUAUGGGCAAUGGAGUUCUCAAAAGACGGGAGAUAUCUUGCCGCUGCUGGUCAGGACAGGAAGUUACGGGUUUGGGAGGUUAUUGCCACGGCCGAGGAUCGGGAGGCAGAGGAGAAACUGCCCGAGACCAACACCCAGGGCGAAAGGGUCAAACUCAACGCGCCAGUCUUCAAAAGCAAGCUCCUACGUGAGUAUGAGGGUCACACAUCCAGUAUCCUGGACCUCAGCUGGAGCAAAAACAACUUCCUCUUGUCUUCGUCCAUGGACAAGACGGUCAGGCUAUACCAUGUCAGCCGGGCCGAAUGCUUGUGUGCCUUCAAACAUAACGAUUUCGUGACCUCAAUACAGUUUCAUCCGCGGGAUGACCGCUUCUUUCUGGCCGGCUCUCUGGACGCGAAACUACGGCUGUGGAGCAUUCCCGACAAAACCGUGGCGUACUGGGCGCAAGUACCAGACAUGGUGACUGCGGUAGCGUUUACGCCAGAUGGCAAGACUGCUAUCGCUGGGUGUCUAAACGGGCUGUGCCUCCUCUACGACACCGAGGGUCUCAAAGCACAUUCACAGAUCCAUGUGCGGUCGGCACGAGGGAAGAAUGCCAAAGGCAGCAAGAUCACAGGCAUCGACACUAUUGCCCUUCCUCGAUCAGACAAUGCUCCGCCAGAUGUCAAGCUGUUGAUCACCAGUAACGACUCUCGGGUACGAAUGUACAACCUGAAAGACAGGACGCUCGAGGUGAAGUUCCGGGGCAACGAGAAUGCGUGCAGUCAAAUUCAUGCCCUGUUCAGCGACGAUGGAAGAUACGUGAUAUGUGGGAGUGAGGACCGCAAGGUGUACAUAUGGCCGACCUCGGUCGAUGAGAGGCCGGACAAUGACAAGCGCCCCAUGGAGGUGUUUGAGGCUCAUUCAGCAAUCGUGACCACGGCACUCCUAGCCCCAGAGAGCACGAGGCGGCUGCUUGCGCAAUCCGGAGACCCUCUCUACGACUUGUGCAACCCGCCGCCAGUAACACUGGUCAGUCGUGCGGACUCUGUCAUCUCCUCCCGAGCGCCCACUAGCAGCUACUCCGACGAGAAGCAUCUCACGUCGGACAAACGAAUAUCACAGUCACCCAAACGCGCCCCCGAGACACCCGCAUAUCUAGCACGACAUUCACAUCCUGGUGGCCAGAUCAUUGUCACGGCCGACUAUACCGGACAAAUCAAGGUCUUUCGACAAGACUGCGCAUUCCAAAAACGCCGUCACGAAUCAUGGGACACAAGCUCGACUUUCUCGAAGAAGGUGCUGGGCCGAAGCGGAUCUGUAGUAACACGACAUUCCGGCAGCACUUCCUUGCAUCGAAACUCGUUUGCGAUGAGCUCCAAGAACCAGUCGACCGACCGGAUCCUGAACUGGAGAAACACUGUGAGCGACAACGAUUCCGGCGUCAAUGGAUCUACCGGUGCGCCUGAGGCACGUCGCUCCAUGGGGAAUGAUGAGAGGUCACGUAGCGCGUCACCGCGUAAACUCAUCUCGCCGCAUUUUUCCCGCCGAAAACCUUCCCCCCCCGAAUACCAUUCACCAUUGCACCAGGUCCAGCAAGGACCCUCCAUAUCAGUUCAGUCGCCAGUGGCGGACUCACCAGAAAGUUUCCAUUCUGCCACGCAGGCGAAGUCACCAGAUUUCGAGAAGUUGUCCCCCGUGGGGAGCCUCAGGCCUGUCACUUCCAAUUCGACUACAGAUGGCCCCUUGCUUAGUCCGAACAAUCCUCUCUUUUUGGUCGAUCAGCAGUCUUACAUGGCAUGGGAUGUGAAGAACACGUUGGUGCCUAUGGCCAAGCACAUGCCCCGUAGUCCUGGGCUGGUGGAUCAUGAUGGGAACCCUCUUUCGCGGACAGGCAGCUAUGUCAGCCAAUUGUCCAGCACUCUUACGGGCUCGGAUCGCGAAGGCAACAGCACCAGCCCUAGUGUGCAAGAAGUGGACGACGACCAAGACAAAGCUCAGGGCAAAACACGUCGGUUGCGUACUAGGCGGAAGAAAAGCGUCGACAGCGCAAAUGAUCUUCGUUGCAGGAAGUGUGGGAGCAACACUUUCAAGGCCACCAUGACGGACAAGGGCCAGAGCCUUCGCUGCAAAAAGUGCGGGACUGUCGUCUAA
Capronia coronata CBS 617.96 is the source of this 2457-nucleotide messenger RNA. RefSeq lists its product as uncharacterized. The transcript has a single exon. The record is from RefSeq and is a predicted model, not a curated record. Gene Ontology annotation, molecular function: protein binding. The coding region runs from base 1 to 2457 and encodes 818 amino acids. NCBI's taxonomy places the organism in Eukaryota, Fungi, Ascomycota, Eurotiomycetes, Chaetothyriales, Herpotrichiellaceae.